This is a messenger RNA of Aureobasidium vineae, 576 nucleotides long. NCBI's taxonomy places the organism in Eukaryota, Fungi, Ascomycota, Dothideomycetes, Dothideales, Saccotheciaceae. The record is from the annotation of a GenBank genome assembly.
AUGACCUCCACCAAAGAACUCGCCGACACUUUACCACUCUACCCUCCGGAUCCGACAGGUGGAAAUGCACACGAUUCCCAGCAUAGCAGCUGGGCAGCUUAUUCACUAAUUCCUCUGGAAGAAGGCGAUCAAGAACGCCUCUUGGAUGACCUGAACACUGGCGAUUGGACAACAGGCCAGUGUAUUCUCGCGACCCAACCAGACUUUUCCGGUCGCACACUUAGAGACAUCUACGACCACCACAUCGAAGCGAGCAAAGAAGACAAUGAAAUGCAUCCCCAUUUCAUCAUCGUGGCCGACCAAGAGGAUUGGGAUAACAACGGUGUUCUUCUGGUGUACCUGUACGCUUCAAGACAAUUGUCUCCCCGGNAUGAUGAUGACUACGAUGACGAAUUCGUCGUUGGAGUCCUGCGCUGUGGAGUCGAAAUGGUGGAUUGCAUCUGCUGCAAUCUCGAAAUCGCCAAUAUGGGUUGGGAGGAAUUCAAAGAGCAAGAUGAACGCGAUUGGGGUGGUGAGGAUCUCGAAACGAACCCGCGAUACUCCAAAUACAACCUCAAGACGGGCGAGUUGAAUUAA